Oncorhynchus kisutch (coho salmon) is the source of this 7530-nucleotide messenger RNA. RefSeq names its product zinc finger MYM-type protein 4. NCBI's taxonomy places the organism in Eukaryota, Metazoa, Chordata, Actinopteri, Salmoniformes, Salmonidae. The coding region runs from base 518 to 6238 and encodes 1906 amino acids. The transcript has 28 exons. Gene Ontology annotation, molecular function: zinc ion binding. The record is from RefSeq and is a predicted model, not a curated record.
GUUUUGCGGGGAAGUGAUCAACGUGCCUUUUUAAAUUGAUAAACGGAACAGUUUAAUAGCCCUGCAGUACAGUAUGGUUUAGAAACUCUGUUGUAGCUUGCUAGAUGUCAAACAGGAAAUGACAUAGCCAGGUCUGCCAUGUUUACGCAGGCGACGGGCGUGUGUUGUGCGAGUUUCUUUGAUGAGCUCUGCAGAGUGAAAAUGCAAAGGACUUGACUUCUGUAAAGUUAUAACUCACCGGCAUUGGUAUAAUUGAAGUUAAUGUCUUAUGCAUGGCAAAGCUUAAGAACCUUAUUCGGUCAUUCAAAUUAAGAGUAGUUUUAGCUGGCUACAUAUCGUUGCUAUUUAGCUCGCUAGCUUUCUCCACAACAAGGAGGCGGGCGGAAGUAGCUAAUGCAUGGUAGCUAGCUGGUAAGCCUCAGUUCCGUUUUUAGUAUAGUUUGGUGGACAUUGGUUAACCUAUAUUGUGAGUGAGUGACAAUAAGAGCUAGCCGACUUUCGCCGUUACAAGCAAGCCAUGGCUGAAUUCCAGAAAGCUGACCAUUCAGAGCAUAAAGGCGAGCCAGACAAAGAGACAGAGCAGCCAUCUCAGGCUGGAGCAUCAAUGGAUUCAGUGGACCCUGGAGCCUCACACAGCAAUACAGCCUCGGCAGAUGGGAACAAUGGGGAUGAUGCUACCAAUGCAGUCAGUGCAUGUUCCUCCUCAAUUAUAGACGGGGCAGGGGAUGCUGGUAAUUCAGGACAUGUGAGGGAAACCGAUGCAGAGGAUUCACAGAUGGUGGAAGAAACUGUAAAAACGGAUGCCUUGCUGACUGUGGUAGAAAUGGACAUUAAAGAGUAUUCACAGACUGAAAGAGAAACAGCCAGUGUGGAUGUUCCACAGACGGAAAGAGAAACAGCCAGUGUGGAUGAUCCACAGACGGAAAGAGAAACAGCCAGUGUGGAUGUUCCACAGACGGAAAGAGAAACAGCUAGUGUGGAUGUUCCACAGACGGAAAGAGAAACAGCCAGUGUGGAUGUUCCACAGACGGAAAGAGAAACAGCCAGUGUGGAUGUUCCACAGACGGAAAGAGAAACAGUCAGUGCGGAUGCCUCACAGACGGCCAGAGAAACAGUCAGUGCGGAUGCCUCGCAUACGGCCAGAGAAACAGUCAGUGUGGAUGCCUCACAGACGGAAAGAGAAACAGUCAGUGUGGAUGCCUCACAGACGGAAAGAGAAACAGCCAGUGCGGAUGCCUCACAGACGGACAGAGAAACGGCCUGUGCGGAUGCCUCUCAGACGGAAAGAGAAACGGCCUGUGCGGAUGCCUCUCAGACGGAAAGAGAAACGGCCUGUGCGGAUGCCUCUCAGACGGAAAGAGAAACGGCCUGUGCGGAUGCCUCUCAGACGGAAAGAGAAACGGCCUGUGCGGAUGCCUCUCAGACGGAAAGAGAAACGGCCUGUGCGGAUGCCUCACAGACGGAUAGAGAAACGGCCUGUGCGGAUGCCUCACAGACGGACACAGAAACGGCCUGUGCGGAUGCCUCACAGACGGACAGAGAAACAGCCGGUGCGGAUGCCUCACAGACGGACAGAGAAACGGCCUGUGCGGGUGCCUCACAGACGGACAGAGAAACAGCCGGUGCGGAUGCCUCACAGACGGACAGAGAAACAGCCGGUGCGGAUGCCUCACAGACGGACAGAGAAACAGCCGGUGCGGAUGCCUCACAGACGGACAGAGAAACAGCCCCUGUGGAUGCCUCCCAGACGGAAACAGCCCAUGCGGAUGCCUCUCAGACAGUCAGAGAGAAAAUUGGUACAGAUGCACCCCAGACUGUGGAAGAAAUAGGCAGUACAAGUGGUUCACAGACUAAUGGAGAAACAGACAUACCCCUGGACAUGGGAGUAGUGGAUGCUGACGAUGAGAUGGAGGUCAAUGCUAUCAAAGUGGAGGAUGACCAGAUGCAGGAGGAAGACAACUUGGAGGGGAUGCCUGUGAUAACAGCUGUGGAAGAGGGAGUCAACAUGGUUGCUUUUAGCAGCAACUCCCUGGAUCAUGGGGAUGAGGUGGAGAAGAUGGACACGGGGACAGACUCACUGACAGAGAAUGAGGUAGAGGAGCCCAGCAAGACCGGGCAAGUGGAGAAGACUAAUUCCAUGCUUUCUAUCAUGGAUACAGUCUCCAUGACAGGAGACACAGAGCAACCUGCUGAGGAGACCAGCUUUGUGAAGGCUAGCAGCUCGUCUCUGCCUAUGGAGGAGGACCAAUCUGAAGAUGUCAAACCGUUUCACCCCAGUCCCACCACCUCUAGCGAAGCUAUUCACCCACAGAACAGUGAAGGCAUCGACUGUCCUGCAGGGCUGGAGAAUGGAGUGGCAGGACAGCCAGUCAAAGUUGUGGCUUUUGCCCAGUUGGCAGCUGAGCCUGUGUCCACCAGCGCGGAAACCAUCUCCAUGGUCAAGGUGAAGGAUGAGCCCGUGGACGAGGAGUAUGAUCAGGCCCUGGCUCCAGCGGUCCUCUCAGAGGGCGUCAAGGAUGAACCAGACGCAGCAGAGGAGUUGAAAAUCAGCAACGUCUUCUCUGUGGGCGGCUGCCCAACUACGAACGGUUAUGCAUCCCCUUCCCUCAAUCUCCACCCAUCCUCGCCAUCCCUCUCUCCACUAUUAGCCGUAUCCACGCCAGUGGCUGCCCUGCCUAAGACUGUAAUACCUGCCCCAGCCUCUUCCUCCAUCCCUCCGCUGAUCCCCAUGGCUAUGCGGGUGGCCUGCUCGGCCUGUAAGAAGGUGCUGCUGAAGGGCCAGACGGCCUACCAGAGGAAGGGCUCCUCGGACCUCUUCUGCUCCACAUCCUGCCUCACCUCCUACAGCCCCCCGCCCGUCAAGAUGACUGGCCCAGCCAAGAAACCCUGCCACUACUGCCUCAAGGAGAUUGCUAACCCCAAGGACGUGAUCACAGCUCCUGUGGACACCAUGGGCACGGUGAAGGACUUCUGUAGCCAGACCUGCCUCUCCUCCUUCAACUUCAAGCGGAACUCUGCCGUCUCCACUCUCUCCUCCUCCCUGUCCACCAUGACAGGGGCCGUCAAGUGCAGCAUGUGCAAGAAGGCCUGCGUUAGUAAACACGAGGUGAUCUUCCAGGGCAGUAUGCAUAAGCUGUGCAGCGAGGUCUGCUUCACGCGCUUCCGCUCCACCAACAAGCUGUCCAUGAACAGCUGCCAGAGCUGCAACAACUACUGCUACGGCAAGGUCACCGUGCUGGUCGUGCAGGGGGUCAAUAAGACCUUCUGCAGCGACGGCUGUGUCGCCACCUUCAAACAGAAAGCUAAGAAGCCUGUGCCAUGUACUAUGUGCCGCAACUUCCGCUCACCGGUGGAGAUGUUCGACAGCGCCGACUCUGACGGCAAGCUGGAGAUGUUCUGCUCUACUGGCUGUGUUACAGCCCACAAAGUACAGACUGUCAGCUCCUCGGGUGCUCGGGUAGAAUGCAACACCUGUGGUCAAAAGACAGUGCCCUCCUUCCACCUGGCCAUGUCGGACGGCUCCAUCCGGAACUUCUGCACCAUGAACUGUGUCGUCACCUUUCAGGAGCAGUUCAAUAAGAGCAACUCCCAGAGCCAGAUUAAUGUGGCCCCCAGCACAGGGUCCACAGCUCCGCCCGCGGCCCAGACCAGGGACAAGGUAUCCCAAGGGACCCGACUGCCCUGCUUCCAUUGCCACCGCCUCUUCUCCUCCAAGCCCGAGCUCAUUCAGUUCAAGGAUAAGAUGGUAUUCCUCUGUUCUGUAAAUUGCUCUGAGGAGUACAAGAAGAUCAACUGCGAGAUGGCACGCUGCGAGUACUGCAAGAUUGAGAAGCCAGCCAAGGAGGUCAAGAGAAUCAAUAAGAGGGACUACACCUUCUGCAGCGAAGGCUGUAAGCUGCUCUACAAGCACGACCUGACCAAGCGCUGGGGGAAACACUGCAAAAUCUGUGCCUACUGCGCCUCCACUGCGCAGAAGGCCGUCACAGGCCAGUACGGGGGAAAGCUGGAGGACUUCUGCUCGGACGAGUGCAAGUCCCACUACACCCUGCUCUUCUGCCAGGUGGCUAAGUGUGACGCGUGCGAGCGCCAGGGGAAGCUGAUCGAGACCCUGCCGAUGUUGGGCGAGGUGAAGCACUUCUGCAACCUCCAGUGUCUGCUCCAGUUCUGCAGCCUGCAGACCCAGAACCAGGGCAAACCCCAGGGAGAAAAGGUGGCCAUCUCAAUCGCUCCAUCCCCCUCCAAUACUACCACUGCUACGAGUGUGUCUGAUCCGGUCAUCGCCAAUGUAAUCUCACUAGCCAGCUCCCCCACUGGCCAGCCCAACUACGCCAACACUUCCCUGCAAGGGACUGUUCCCAGCAGACAUGUGAAGUAUGUUGGAAAUGCCAGCACCCAGACACAGGCCCCCCGGGCACCUCCACCCAGGGCUCAGAAGAACAAGGCCCUGCUCUGCAAACCCAUGGUCCAGAACAAGGGCAUCAUGUGUAAACCCAACUUCACUACCACAGGGUGCCAGACAGAUGAUUUCCCCAAGGUGAUCAUAGUGCCUGUACCAGUGCCAGUGUAUGUCCCAGUUCCCAUGAACCUGUACACCCAGUACACCCCCCAGCCUGUUGGACUUCCCAUCCCGCUGCCCGUGCCCAUGUUUCUCCCGGUGACCCUGGAUAACGCCGAGCGCAUUGUGGAGACUAUCCAGGACAUCAAGGAAAAGAUCCCCUCUGACCCUUUCGAGGCCGACCUCAUCCUCAUGGCUGAGAUGGUGGCCGAUGAGGGGAGGGAGAAGUCCCCUGAGCGACCCCCUGAAAGGCCUCCAGCCCCAGUAGUACAAGACGACCAGGUCAGCACCUACAGUGGAGACCUGGACACAGACGAACUGAGCAACUUCCUCACCACUUGGGAUGACGAGCCACCCCCCACCCCUGGCGUCUCAUCGCGCCACAGUCGACCCUAUGCCCACGAGACGCUCCGACCCAUUGUGGACAUCAAUGUCUCCGCCACCCCCCCACCCCCCAUCAUGGACAUAGAGGCUGACUUCCCAGUCCAAACCCUGGAGCUGAUGGCCCAUUGGCGGGAUCAGGAGAGGGAUAGAAGUCCCAGUCCACCUCCUUCUCCUCCACGACGAAGAGCCAGAAGGAAAGCUCGGGAUGGCUUGCCACAGAAGAAAAAGAAGCGUAAGUCGAGAGCAGCAGAGACUGUGUCAGUUGUGCCUUCGCUGGCUGCGGCCAAGAGUGACGUGGUGCCCGGCGAGCCCCCCAAACUGCAGCACAUGUACGGGGUGGACGCCUGGAAGAGAUGGGUCCAAUGGAGCAAGACCCAGCCUGACCUGGAGAAACCUCGAUUUGGCUCGCGGCCAAUGGAGAUAAAGGAGGAUGUUUUAAAGUGCACAACAGCAGAGCUGAGCUACGGUCUCUGUCGGUUUAUUUGUGAAGUUAAACGACCCAACGGCGAGUCCUACAGCCAGGACAGUCUUUUCUAUCUCUGCCUCGGCGUCCAGCAGUACUUAUUUCAGAAUGGGCGCAUGGAGAACAUAUUCACUGAUCUCUUCUAUGGCAAGUUCACCCUGGAGAUCACCAAGCUGCUGAAAGACUUCAAACCUACCAUAACCGCCAGUGGCUACCUGCACUCGCGGGUGGAGGAGGAGUACCUGUGGGACUGUAAACAGCUGGGGGCCUACUCUCCCAUCGUGCUGCUCAACACGCUGCUCUUCUUCUGCACCAAGUUCUUCCAGUUCAAGACGGUGGCUCAGCACCGCCAGCUCUCCUUCGCCCACGUCAUGCGCUGCACUAAGUCCAUCCACGACAACACCAAGUCCAACUUCCUGCGCUUCUACCCGCCCAUCCCCAAGAAGGACCUCGCUACUGAGACAGCAGCCGAUGCAGACGGUGUGGCAGCGAAGAGGAAGAGGGAGGACGAGGAGAAAGAGGAGGUGCUGGAGAUGAUGGAGAACAGUGAGAAUCCCCUCCGCUGUCCUGUCCGAUUGUACGAGUUCUACCUCUCCAAGUGCUCGGACUCGGUAAAGCAGCGCACCAACGUGUUCUUCCUGCUCCCGGAGCGCUCGUGCGUCCCCAACAGCCCCAUGUGGUUCUCCUCCCAGGGCCUGGACGACCACACCUUGGACACCAUGCUGACACGCAUCCUCACCGUCAGGGAGAUCCAUUUGGGAGACCCCCAAAGAAACGAGCCCCAAUCCAAGGACCCUGAGUGGACCCCUGACCAAGACAGUGACGAGACUGAUUGACUAUGAGGAAUGGUGCCCACACACACACACACAGUUAGAAGCUCUUGUUUGCAUACAUACACACACGCACGCACACACACACAAACUACGUGUUGAUCCGUAAGGACUCCAGCCAUGUGUGAAGAGUUGUGUGAUCGCACAUGGUGUCUAAGGUAUGGACUGAGAAUGUGUCGUGUACACAAAAUGUAUAGGGAAUGUGUGUAAACGCAAUUAUGAACUGACGCUCAACCACACAACUGGGACUGAAGAGAGACACUGUUCAUGCUGUCUGGUCUUUCAAAAUCAAGUGGAGUAAACCGAAGGAAUCACUUUAAGAAGAAUCACAUUACUGCAUUUGUGAGCGUGGUUGGGGUCAAUACCAUUUACAUUCCAGUCAAUUAAGAAAGUGAACCAAACUCCCAUUCAAAGUGUUACCAAUUGAAAAGCAUUAAAGAGAAUUUGAAUUUUAGUGUACUUCCUGAAUUGAAAUGGAAUUGACCCCAACCCUGGUGAGCAUAAUUGUGGUCAUAGAAAGAAACGAGUUUGGUUAACAAGUUCUUUCACUUCACAAUACGAUGCAAUGCUCUCCAGCCCUAAUUAAUAUGUACUCCGAUUGGGAAGACGCUUUUAAGAAGUUGCCUAUCACAUGGAGCAUAAGUCAAUCUGACCAAGUCCUUUCUAAUGCAGAGUUCUUAUUUCUGGGAUCACUACAAAUGAGGACGCUUUGAAAAUGUUGUUUUUUAUUAUUACAGAUGUCAUUCAGCCAUGUCAACAACGUUGUUUUAGUGAUUUUGACUAUUUCUGGUGUUUGCUGUUGUUUAUGGAAUGAGAACAUUGACCAAACGCCGAGGGAUAUAACAUGCUGUCAAUAGUGUUGUCCAAGUCCAUUGCCUACUAAAAUUGGUGGGAGGCAGACCCAUGCCAUUUAAUUGUCUAUUGCGUUAUAUUUGGAGUCAUUUGAACUUGUCAAAAUGCUUUGACACAUUAGUGCUCCCACAUGCAUACACAAGAACGCAUGUGUAAUGUUGUUUUGGGGGGGGGGGGGGGACAUUGUCAUUCUGUGUUUCCCUAUGUAGAAUAUCCAAACACUUGUGAUUUGGUGUGAUAUCAGGAAUAAGGAGAGAACCCUGAAUCCUCAAAGUGGAAUUAGAAAUGAGUAUGCUGUAGUUUGAGGCCAUAUUGACAGUUUAUUCUGCAAAGACGAGCAAUUUUACAUUAAGUGCCCCCCAUAAUGGUUCUCAGCGUCUCUUCGACUUUGUUCUGAGAAACUUUUGUAUCCAAAUAUUAUUUUUAAAUAAAUGCCGAAAAACUAA